Miscanthus lutarioriparius is the source of this 549-nucleotide messenger RNA. NCBI's taxonomy places the organism in Eukaryota, Viridiplantae, Streptophyta, Magnoliopsida, Poales, Poaceae. The record is from the annotation of a GenBank genome assembly.
AUGCGCGUGCUCAACGACAGCCGCCCCACCGUCGGCGCCGACGCAUUAUCGGCGCCGCCGCUGCUCGUCACGCCAGCGGCGGCGGCGGGGAUGGUCGGCGAGGCCCAGCUGCAGCCAGCGGCCGGAGCAGCUGGGAGCGACGCUGGCUUCGACGCCGACAUGGUCAUCAUCCUCGCCGCGCUGCUCUGCGUCCUCGUUUGCGCGCUCGGCCUGAACUCCCUCAUUCAUUACUGCCUCGUGCUCGACUUCGGCCGCACCGCCCUCACCGUGGCACCACCUGCACCUGCCGCCGCCACCGCUACGGCUGCCGGUGGUCCAACCACUGGUACCGGGCUGAAGAAGAGGGAGCUGAGGAGGAUACCCGUGGUGGUGUACGAGGCCAAGCCCGGCGCGUCGGCGACCGACUGUGCGAGUUGCCUCGGCGAGUUCUACGACGGCGAGAGGGUGCGCGUGCUCCCGAGGUGCCACCACGGCUUCCACGCGUGCAGUGCAUCGAUCAGUGGCUGGCCACGCACCCGUCUUGCCCGACGUGCAGGAACUCGCUCCUGA